Messenger RNA from Arvicanthis niloticus (Nile rat), 810 nucleotides. RefSeq names its product membrane magnesium transporter 2-like. Gene Ontology annotation, cellular component: early endosome; plasma membrane; EMC complex. NCBI's taxonomy places the organism in Eukaryota, Metazoa, Chordata, Mammalia, Rodentia, Muridae. The record is from RefSeq and is a predicted model, not a curated record.
CUUCCCGCCGCGCGUCUUUGGGCUAGGGGUGCCCAGCGCCCCCGCCCUGCUUUGUCCCUGGUGCAGCGCCCCCUGCCGGACACCGCGCUGCGCCUUCUGGGGCCCACUGCGCCCCGGCAAAGUGGCUGUGAGCUGAACUCCCCUGUUCUGCUCAGUGUUCCCUCCAUGAUGUACUGCGAUGCUACAGGCCCAAAGCAACGAGCCCAGAUGAAUCUAUGAGCCAAGACAAGUCUUUCCUUUUCUUAUCAUAUUUACCCCAGUGUGGAAGGCUAGCUCUGGGGCUGCCACUCCUUUGGAACCAUGGUGGCAUUGCUGUGGAAGGUGCUGGUGGGCGUCGGUCUCUUCGCUCUCACCCACGCUGCCUUCUCUGCUGCACAGCAUCGUUCUCAUACACGACUGACAGAGAAGGAGGAUGAGCCGCUGCCGACGGAUAUAGUUCUCCAGACACUUUUGGCCUUUGCGCUUACCUGUUAUGGCGUGGUUCAUUCUGCAGGGGACUUUAGAGACAGGGAUGCCACUUCAGAACUAAAGAAUAUGACAUUUGACACCUUAAGGAAUCGCCCGUCUUUUUAUGUGUUUCGCCGUUCUGGCUAUGGACUGUUCCGGCGUUCAUACGCAACUCCUUCUUCAGACCUCAGCGUGUCAUCUUCUGGCGUACAGUUGAAGUUCUGAAAACUCAAAUCGCUGCACCAUUCAGCUUUAAAAAAAAAAAAAAAUUAAAUAACAGGACAGACGCAGAAUUAAGUCCUGGGGUUUGGGAUGUAAAACAUCCCCUACACAUCAGUAUUUUUACUGAUAUUUCAGACUUAA